Messenger RNA from Gaeumannomyces tritici R3-111a-1, 1745 nucleotides. RefSeq lists its product as hypothetical. Gene Ontology annotation, molecular function: heme binding; oxidoreductase activity, acting on paired donors, with incorporation or reduction of molecular oxygen; monooxygenase activity. Bases 1 to 1629 code for a protein of 542 amino acids. The transcript has 5 exons. Lineage: Eukaryota; Fungi; Ascomycota; Sordariomycetes; Magnaporthales; Magnaporthaceae. The record is from RefSeq and is a predicted model, not a curated record.
AUGUCUAGCUCCAUCGUUGCUGAUGGAGUAGGUGCGCAGCCCCAGCUCCACUCCCCACUGCUGGGCCGCCUGGCCGCCCUCGAGCUCGACAACUCCCCCGUCAUCGUGGCCCUGCUCCUCGUGCUGCUCGUGCCUGUUGCCGCGAGCGUCCUCUUCCGAGCAAAGAAGGGCAAGCGCGCCCCCUUGAUGAACCCUCCCGGCUUCUUCCAAACCAAGACCCAGGUGAAGAGGAACUACCUGAAAAAUGGGCUCAAGAUAUUCAACGAUGCAAAGCGACAAUAUCCCGGACAGCCGUUCAAGGUCAUUGCCAGCGCCGGCACAUUCACUAUCCUUCCCAGCGAUCGGGCGAAUGAGGUGAAGAGCAUACCGCCGGAAAAGCUCAACUUCAGGGCACAAUUUAGCGAUAUAUGCCCCAUCGACAUAGCCGGCUUUGGUGCUUUAACCAUGUUAAACCACCCGCGAGGAAUUGUUCAGGCAGUGGUAACGAAGCGGUUAACGAAGCGGCUUGCCACCGUCACAAGCCCUCUCGCCCAGGAAACGAAAUUUGCGAUGUCGAAGGUUUUUGGGGAGAAUAACGAUUGGGCUGAGGUGACAAUCUACCCGGGCUUGCUCGAUGUUGUCGCCCGAGUCUCCUCACGCAUCUUCCUCGGGCCCGGCCUCUGCCGCAACCUCGAAUGGCUGGACAUCACAAAGAAUUUUGCCUCGCACCUGAUGAUGGGCAUGUCAGGCAUUCGAGUAUUCCCGAAACUUCUCCGGCCUUUCGCGCACCUGAUCGAUCCUACAGUUAGGGAGAUGCGCUCGCGCUACUUUCAGGCCAAGGUAAUCGUCGACGGACUCGUCCAGCAGCGCGCAAAGGAGCGAAAGGAGUGUCUGGCCAGCGGCCGGCCGGUGCCGGUGUACAACGACUCUAUCGAGUGGGGCGAGCAGGAGGCCGACGGCGCCGCCUUUAACCCGACAGACCUGCAGCUUUUACUCUCGUUCGCUGCCAUCCACACAACUUCGGAUCUGGUCACCCAAACGAUGUUGCAUUUGGCUUCGGAGCCGGAAAGCAUCGAGGCCCUUCGGCAGGAAAUGAUCGAUGUUCUGCCGGUCAGGGGGUGGAAGAAAACGUCUUUGUUUCAGCUGAAGCUUCUCGAUAGCGCCGUGAGGGAGGCGCAAAGGACCAAGCCCUUGUUCUUGGCAAACAUGAUCCGAUCUGUGAUGGAAGACGUCACGUUGGAAGAUGGGACCCUACUAUCUAAGGGCGAGCUUGUCGCUGUGGACGCUACGAACCUCUGGGACGCCGAAAGAUACAAAAACCCGGAAAAGUUCAACAUUCGCCGGUUCCUUGACAUCCGCCAGAACGAGCCCGGCGGCGAGCACCGGGCCCAGCUCGUUUCCAGCGCGUCGGAUCAUAUCACGUUUGGCUACGGCAAGUACAUGUGCCCCGGCCGCUUUUUCGCCGCCAACGAGAUCAAGAUGAUACUCUGCUUCAUGAUCAUGAACUACGACUGGAAGCUCGCGCCGGGCACGACGCUAGAGCCCAUCUACUUGGGCACGGAUCCGAUGAUAAACCACGAGGCCAAGCUGAUCUGCCGCCGGCGGGAAGCCGAGAUUGAUCUGGCUUCGCUCCAGGCGGAGCAAGAGUAGCUGCGCCGCCAUGUCGGGCAGGGGCGCCACCAAUGACUGUCGGUUCUGGUACGAGCAGGUGCCGGGAAGCCGCCUUGGCUCAGAUUCUUACGGAUGGCAGCGUGUUCAGUAAUCGC